AUGGAACUACCGACUCGCCCCCUGUCCCGGAGGCAGGACAAUGACCAGGACGACAGCAGGCCUCUACCCCGGGAUCUGAGCCACUACUAUUCGCAAACGACCAAGAACCGGAAUCCCAGCCAAGUCAAGGAAUUCUACAAAUUCUUCCAGAUACCAGGUAUCGGGAACUUUGCCGGAGGACUUCCCAAUCUCCGCUUCUUCCCAUUCGACACGCUCGAGGCGCAGGCCGCAAAGCCGGAGCGCUGGAAGCCAAGCGAAAGCACCACUACCAACAACAACAACCGCAGCAAUGGCGACUCUCCAGACCGGAGCGCGUCGACCCACAUCACGGUGCCGCUGGUCGCCAAGGAGACGGACCCGCUACGCAAGAUUGACCUCGCGACGGCCCUGCAGUACGGCACGGCCGACGGCUACCCGCCGCUGCUGUCCUUCGUGCGCCAGUUCACCCGCGAGCACCUGCACCCGGACGUGCCGUACCGCACGGGGCCCGAGGUCGUCCUGACCGUCGGCUCCACCGACGGCUUCGCCAAGACGCUCGAGCUCUUUGUCGACCCGUGGAGCGAGGGCAACGGGGACGACGUGCGCGACAGGCCGGGCUUGCUGUGCGAGAGGUUCGCGUACGGCAACGUGCUCACGCAGGCCAGGCCCAAGGGCAUCCAGAUCGUCACCGUCGAGGCCGACUCGGGCGGCAUGCUUGCCGAUGGGCCGGGCGGUCUGGAGGACGUGCUCGCGAACUGGGACGACAGCAAGGGGAGGAGGCCCCAUCUCCUCUACACGGUCACCAUGGGUCACAACCCGACCGGUAUCGUGCUGGAUGUGGAGCGACGAAAGGCGCUGUAUGCCAUAUGCAGCAAAUAUGACGUGGUCAUCGUUGAGGAUGAUCCCUACUGGUACAUGCAGUUUCCGUCGGCAGCCAAAGAGGAGGCCAAGAGCAGGAACCUGCCUCCGCCACGGGUGGCCUCCACAUACUCACGCUCAACCGGCUAUGCAUUCCUGGACUCCUUGGUUCCAUCCUUCCUCAGCUUUGACGUGGACGGCCGCGUUGUCCGGCUCGACACCUUCUCCAAGACUGUCGCACCUGGCUGUAGACUCGGUUGGUUGACGGCACAGCCGGCCAUCAUUGAGCGAUUCGUAAGAAUCACGGAAUCAACAACCCAGCAGCCAAGCGGGUUCGUCCAAUCUAUGAUCGGCGAGCUGGUCAUGGGGUCUCAACCCGCCGAGGCCAAGACGUCGUUCCUCAGUCUCCGCACCCACAAGGACCGGAUGGCAUUCACCGGCUGGCAGAUGGACGGCUGGGUCCGGUGGCUCAAGGGCCUCCGCGGCGCCUACGAAGACAGGAUGAACCGCGUCUGCCGCAUCCUCGACGACGGCAAGUACCAGCUGAAGCAGGGCACGCCGAUCGUCCCCGGUCCGCACCCGUUGGACGCCGACUGGGGCGUCAUAACCAAGACCAAGCUCUUCGAGUUCGACUGGCCCCGCGGCGGCAUGUUCGUGUGGCUUCGCGUCUUCUUCGAGACGCAUCCGCUCUGGAAGGCUCCCCGCCCUGGCAAGGACGGCGAGCCCGCCGGUGUGAUGGACGGCGGCGUCCUGUCGGGCGCUCUGAUGGCCAUGCUCACCAAGAAGCCGUGGCUGGUUCUCGUCGCCCCUGGCUUCAUGUUCAGCGCGAACGAGGAGAUCCAACGCAAGGACGGCUGGGCCUAUUUCCGCCUGUGCUUUGCGGCCGAGGCCGAGGAGGCCAUCGACCCGUGCACUCGGAGGUUCGUUGAUGGCGUUCAGCGAUUCUGGAAGAUCAAGACGGUCCGCGAGAUUGAAGAUCUGUUAAAAGGCUUCCCGAUAUCCACUGGCGGGGCAUCAUCCAUGAAUGUCGUGGACCAAGAUGUCGGAAACAUGGGCAUGUACAUGGGAUGCUGA
Molecule: messenger RNA, 1911 nt
Organism: Pyricularia pennisetigena
Lineage: Eukaryota; Fungi; Ascomycota; Sordariomycetes; Magnaporthales; Pyriculariaceae
Exons: 4
Coding region: 1-1911 (636 amino acids)
Biological process (GO): biosynthetic process
Molecular function (GO): transaminase activity; pyridoxal phosphate binding
Source: RefSeq, a predicted model, not a curated record